Messenger RNA from Nanorana parkeri, 1395 nucleotides. Its product is annotated as N-acetyllactosaminide beta-1,3-N-acetylglucosaminyltransferase 3-like. Lineage: Eukaryota; Metazoa; Chordata; Amphibia; Anura; Dicroglossidae. Gene Ontology annotation, cellular component: membrane. The coding region runs from base 1 to 1395 and encodes 464 amino acids. The record is from RefSeq and is a predicted model, not a curated record. Gene Ontology annotation, molecular function: protein N-acetylglucosaminyltransferase activity. The transcript is spliced from 4 exons.
AUGUCACUGGAUCGUUGGGAUGCCGUGAUGUGGGGCUCGGAGUCGGUCUCCUUGUGCUACAUUGAGGUAUCUGCGAGUCUAGAGGUCUAUGAAGGUGAUGAGUGUAUGGUAAGACGGAGGCGUUUGGCCAUCACCAUCCUCUCCGUCUCUCUGUGCUUCACCCUCUCCCUCCUCAGCUGGAAUAUCUAUGAGAAUGAGCCAAUCUUCGACCUCCCAGAUCUUCACCACCCUUUCCCGGCCAAUCUUAGCGCUCCCCCAUCUCUUCGCCGAUCGGCCACCCUCUACGACAGGAACUUCAGCUUCUUCCUGAACCUAUCGGAAUACUCCAGGAUGUACCCAGGCCUCCAGGACUACAGGUGCCGGGCCGUGAUUGGCCUGGACGACUAUUGCCAGACUCGGGAGCCGCUAAUUCUCCUGGCGGUGAAGUCCCACCCCACCGGCAGAGACAGGCGCGACUCUCUGAGAAGGACGUGGGCCAGAGGGGGAAAGUUGGGGGGUUAUCACUUGAAGCGGGUAUUUCUGGUGGCCAAUUCCGGGUUUAGGAGGCAGAUGGAGAGGCUGGUAGAGGAGGCCGCCCAGCACGAGGACAUCAUCCUCUGGGACUUCAUGGAGAGCCACCAUAACUUGUCUCUGAAAGAGCGAUGUUUCCUGGAGUGGCUGUACUACCGCUGCGCCGAUGCCACCUAUAUCUUUAAAGGUGACGAUGAUGAAUUUGUGAACCCGCAUGCCUUGGUCUCCUACAUCUCCUCCUCUCCUCGGGAAUAUCGGCUCCGUAUCCACGGCCAGCUGCAAAUCCACGCACCUCCCGAGCGCUGGGGAAAGUACGCCGUGCCCCUCUCCGUCUAUCCGCAUGGCUACUACCCUCCAUUUGUCUCCGGCGGGGGUUUCCUCCUCCCAUCGGAGUUGGUGCCGUCGCUCUAUUGGGCGGCGGCCACGAUUCCCAUUUUCCCCCUCGACGACGUCUUCUUUGGGUUCCUGGCCUUGGCAGCCAAGGUUACAUUUCACCACGAGCCGAGGUUCCGCUCCUUCGGCCUCAAGAAUGACCACGCCUGCCGCUAUGCCGAUGUCCUGGUUGCCCACGGCUUGACCCCGAAGAGACUUCUGGCCCUGUGGCAGGAAUUACCCCAUCUGAAGCCUUGCCCACCCGAGCUGUACGAGAAGGACAAGGAGGAGGAGAAGAUGAUUCACUCAUUCCUAUCCCAACCCAAGGUGGUCAUGGAGAUCCUUCGAUGUGUGCGGAGCCUCAAUUCUAGAUUCACUCAUUCCUAUCACAACCCAAGGUGGUCGUGGAGAUCCUUCGAUGUGUGCGUUGCCUCAAUUCUAGAUUCACUAAUUCCUAUCCCAAGCCAAGGUGGUCAUGGAGAUCCUUCGAUGUGUGCGGAGCAUCAAUUCUAG